CUCCUCUUCCUGCCGGCGUCCCGGAGCCCUGCGCCCUGUCCUCAGAGCCACUGCUGCCCCGGGGUCCCCGCGCCUCGGAGGCCCCCGCGUCCCUGGAGCCCGGGCCUCGCAUCCGUGGAGCCUUGAGCCCCGCGACUCCCGGUGCCCUGCGUCUCGCGUCCCCGCGCGCUCCCCAAAGUCCCGGCGGCGGCAGGUCACGCCUAACCCGGCGGAGAGCGCCGCCUUCCUCCGCUCCGCCCGCACCAUGGCCGCCCCCGACCUGUCCACCAACCUCCAGGAGGAGGCCACCUGCGCCAUCUGCCUCGACUACUUCACGGACCCGGUGAUGACCGACUGCGGCCACAACUUCUGCCGCGAGUGCAUCCGGCGCUGCUGGGGCCAGCCCGAGGGCCCGUACGCCUGCCCCGAGUGCCGCGAGCUGUCCCCGCAGAGGAACCUGCGGCCCAACCGCCCGCUCGCCAAGAUGGCCGAGAUGGCGCGGCGCCUGCACCCGCCGUCGCCCGUCCCGCAGGGCGUGUGCGCCGCGCACCGCGAGCCGCUGGCCGCCUUCUGCGCCGACGAGCUGCGCCUGCUGUGCGCCGCCUGCGAGCGCUCCGGGGAGCACUGGGCGCACCGCGUGCGCCCGCUGCAGGAGGCGGCCGACGACCUCAAGGGCAAGCUGGAGAAGUCCCUGGAGCAUCUGCGGAAGCAGAUGGAGGACGCGCUGCUGUUCCAGGCCCAGGCCGAGGAGACCUGCACCCUGUGGCAGAAGAUGGUGGAGAGCCAGCGGCAGAACGUGCUGGUGGAGUUUGAGCGGCUGCGCCGCCUGCUCGUGGAGGAGGAGCAGCGGCUGCUACAGAGGCUAGAGGAGGAGGAGCUGGAGGUGCUGCCCCCACUGCGAGAGAGCGCCGCCCGGCUAGAGCAGCAGAGCACCCAGCUGGCCCAGCUCAUCGAGGAGCUGGAGGGGCGCUGCCAGCUGCCUGCGUUGGGGCUGCUGCAGGACGUCAGGGACAUCCUGUGCAGGGUCCAAGACGUGAAGCUGCAGCCUCCCGAGGUGGUGCCCAUGGAGAUGAGGACGGUGUGCAGGGUGCCGGGGCUGGUGGAGGCCCUGCGGAGGUUCCGAGGGGACGUGACUCUUGAUCCCGACACCGCCAAUCCUGAGCUGGUCCUGUCGGAGGACAGGCGGAGCGUGCGGCGCGGGGACCUGCGGCAGGCCCUGCCUGACAGCCCUGAGCGGUUCGACCCCGGGCCCUGCGUGCUGGGCCGGGAGCCCCUGACCUCCGGCCGCCACUACUGGGAGGUAGAGGUGGGGGAGCGGGCCAGCUGGGCCCUGGGCGUCUGCAGAGACAACGCCAAUCGCAAGGAGAAGGGCGAGCUGUUCGCCGGCAACGGCUUCUGGAUCCUGGUGUUCCUGGGCAGCUACUACAACUCCUCCGAGCGCGCCUUCACCCCCCUCCGAGACCCGCCCCGGCGCGUGGGCAUCUUUCUGGACUACGAGGCGGGACACUUAUCCUUCUACAGCGCCACCGACGGCUCGCUUUUGUAUGCCUUCCCCGAGACGCCCUUCUCGGGGCCCCUCCGGGCCCUCUUCUCGCCUCUGUCCAGCAGCCCCACCCCGAUGACCAUCUGCAGACCGAAAGGUGGGCCUGGGGACAUGCUGGCUUCCCAGUGAGGUGGCCCUCGUGGUGAGUGGGUCUCUCAUGGCUCCUCGUCCUGGCUUUGGGUCUUUGAGCCACUUGGAAAGCCUGGGAGGAAGGUGCGUGUCCUCUGAGCUGUGGAAAGAGCUCGUAGGGCCUCUGAUGUGCACAGUAAAACUGAACUUGCUGUCACUCCUGGGAAGCUGUGCAAGGCGUGCAGAGCCGGCUGCAUCCUGCCCUGGGAUGUCCUCCCAGAUCGUCGGAUGCCGAGACCCUCUCUGCUGGGGCAUCACCAACAGCCCUUCGCAGAACCCCGAGCCCAGGACCCCGGCAGCUCUGGUUCCAGGAGCCCACCCAGCCUGGCUGCAUUCUAUGGAGAGGCACCAGGGUCCUACGACUCUAGGGCUGCACCCUGAGAAAGCUGCCAGCAGUCUCGGGGUCUGGUCCCAUAAAACGGGCUGGAUGUGGCUGCCUCAGGUUAGUCAGGGUGCAGCAGGGGGGACCUGGGAAAGGCCAGAGGAGGGGAGAGGGAGCAAAAGGCGCUGAUAGUGCAGCCUAGUAACCAGGACGCAUGGAAGCGCCAACCACUCGGGGAUCCUGAAAAUGCCCCUUCACUGGCCCCUGGUGCGGAGGCUGGGAUGUGGGGGUCCUGUGGGCCUGGAGGUGAGCACUGGUGGGCAAGCUCCCAGUUUCCAUCUGAGCUGCGCUGAGAGCCGCAGGCUGGCGUUGCCCUCACAGACAGCCUGCAGGGCAUCCCGGCGUCUCUGGCCCCCCACUGCUCUUGCCUGGCCUGGGGGAGGGGCGAUACUGCUUAUGGAAUCCGGGAUUCGUUUUGCUUUUAACUUUUGCACUGCUUCACCCUCUCAGGAAGGUGUGGUGUGGCAUCUGCAUCCCUAGGAUUUAUUUAUUCCAAGGACCCUUCUCACAGUAAAUAAACAGCAUUGUCUGUAA
This is a messenger RNA of Equus quagga, 2567 nucleotides long. RefSeq names its product tripartite motif containing 11 (gene TRIM11). Lineage: Eukaryota; Metazoa; Chordata; Mammalia; Perissodactyla; Equidae. The transcript has 6 exons. The coding region runs from base 245 to 1651 and encodes 468 amino acids. Gene Ontology annotation, molecular function: zinc ion binding; protein binding. The record is from RefSeq and is a predicted model, not a curated record.